AUGAGAAUCCACACAGGAGAGAAACCACACAGCUGCUCAGUCUGUAAGAAAGCUUUUUCACAGAUUGGAAGUUUAAAGAAACACAUGAGAAACCACACAGGAGAGAAACCCUUUAGCUGCUCAGUUUGUACCAAAUCUUUUGCAUUGAGUGGAAAUUUAAAGGCACACAUGAUAAUCCACACAGGAGAGAAACCCUUUAGCUGCUCAGUUUGUACCAAAUCUUUUGCAUUGAAUGGAAGUUUAAAGAGACACAUGAUAAUCCACACAGGAGAGAAACCACACAGCUGCUCAGUCUGUAAGAAAGCUUUUUCACAGAUUGGAAGUUUAAAGAAACACAUGAGAAACCACACAGGAGAGAAACCCUUUAGCUGCUCAGUUUGUACCAAAUCUUUUGCAUUGAGUGGAAAUUUAAAUGCACACAUGAGAGGCCACACAGGAGAGAAACCCUUUAGCUGCUCAGUUUGUACCAAAUCUUUUGCAUUGAAUCGAAGUUUAAAGACACACAUGAUAAUCCACACAGGAGAGAAACCAUUUAGCUGCUCAGUUUGUACCAAAUCGUUUUCAUUGAGUGGAAGUUUAAAGGCACACAUGAGAGUCCACACAGGAGAGAAACCCUUUAGCUGCUCAGUUUGUACCAAAUCUUUUGCACAUGGUGCAACUUUCAAGUCACACAUGAGAGGCCACACAGGAGAGAAACCACACAGCUGCUCAGUCUGUAAAAAAACGUUUUCAAGUAGAUAUCAUUUAAAGACACACAUGAGAGCCUGUUUUCACCCACCUGCAGCCGAUUCGCUAAUAAUCACACAUGUUCAUUUCGUUAACCCCUUGACUCUACUAUUUCUUGUUUAAUAAUUGUUACAUCUCCUCAGGACCAAGUUCCCGUGUCCUGCCUUUCAUUUGCUGAUCACCCACUGCUCAUUUAAGGAGGACUGACCUUUACAAGCGACCAGCUAGUCUUAAUGCAACCGUUUUGUAAAGUGAUGCUGCACCAAAAACGUGCUGUUGGGUUGUGUGCUCUCUGCAGGACGGUGUCUGUACUCAAAGAUUGUUUAUGAAAUGAGAACUUCAUUCUGUUUAUGUU
Messenger RNA from Trematomus bernacchii (emerald rockcod), 1081 nucleotides. RefSeq names its product gastrula zinc finger protein XlCGF8.2DB-like. Gene Ontology annotation, biological process: regulation of transcription by RNA polymerase II. Bases 1 to 849 code for a protein of 282 amino acids. The transcript has a single exon. The record is from RefSeq and is a predicted model, not a curated record. Lineage: Eukaryota; Metazoa; Chordata; Actinopteri; Perciformes; Nototheniidae. Gene Ontology annotation, molecular function: DNA-binding transcription factor activity, RNA polymerase II-specific; RNA polymerase II cis-regulatory region sequence-specific DNA binding.